Messenger RNA from Solanum dulcamara, 640 nucleotides. RefSeq names its product agglutinin alpha chain-like. Lineage: Eukaryota; Viridiplantae; Streptophyta; Magnoliopsida; Solanales; Solanaceae. Bases 30 to 569 code for a protein of 179 amino acids. The transcript is spliced from 2 exons. The record is from RefSeq and is a predicted model, not a curated record.
UUCUAUCUUCAGUAAAUUAAUCUUGUAAAAUGGAAAAUAUGAGAUUCAAAAUUGAAACCGUGACAAGUAGUAAAUUGAAAGGAACAACAUGGGAAGAUGUUGAUGUAGGUGAUAUUGCAAUGAUAUUUAUUUCCUAUGGAAGAACAGUUAGCCAUCUCCAAUUUUUAUAUGUCAAGGAUGGAAAUUUUUCUGUGUCAGAGAGACAUGGUGAUCAUAUAGAAAAUCUUGAAAUUAAUUUGCAGAUCAAGUUGGAUUAUCCAUCUGAAUAUUUGAUUGGAGUAAAUGGUCGUCAUGGAAUAUUUGGAGCAGAUAGAAUUUUGAAAUCAAUUACAUUUGUGACCAAUAAAAAAUCAUAUGGACCAUUUCCAAAAAAUAAACCUACUUAUAUGACAAAUGAAGACACAGAUUUCAAUUUAAAUGUAUUGGAUGAUGGUUGGCUCAAUGGAUUUCAUGGCACAAUAUUUGGUGGUCAACUUGAAAGUUUUGGAGUUUACAUCAAACCAAUGUCAAUUAUUAAAACUCCAAAAAAAGACAUUAAUUAUGAAAAAAUUGAUGUAAUUGAUGCUUGAAUGUACAAAUUGUAAAAAUACAUGUGUACUUGUAAUAUAAAUAAUAUAAAGAUCUGUCGAAGUUAAUAAAA